Molecule: messenger RNA, 669 nt
Organism: Opisthorchis viverrini
Lineage: Eukaryota; Metazoa; Platyhelminthes; Trematoda; Opisthorchiida; Opisthorchiidae
Exons: 1
Coding region: 1-669 (222 amino acids)
Source: RefSeq, a predicted model, not a curated record
AUGGCCUCCGGUUUACGGGCCGAAAAGUCCGGUUUCGCUCGGGAAGUUCAGGAGAAACUAAAGGGAAAGUUCGAUAAUGUUCUCGCAGCACGUACACUGAAGUGGAUCCGCUUGCUUCCCGCACCUGCUGGAAUACCGAACCACUUCACUGAUGCAGUCCAGAAAAUUCCGGCGGAUAUUGAGACAGUAGGCAUGGAGGACUAUGCCAAGUAUCUGAAUGAUGGUCUCGUUCUGGGCUAUUUAAUGGCUUGUUUGAACCCAAAGGUGACUUCGCAACUGGGCUCAGUAAAAACGUGGCAACUCGCAGACAACCCCGUUUUCGAGACCUCCCGCCGACGAGACCGGAUCGGCCAGUUCCUCCGAUUCCUUUCGGAAUACGGGGUGGAUGCUUCAAACCAGUUUCAAACGGAUCAGCUCUAUGAAAGCACAAACUUGGUUCAGGUGGCUAUAUGUCUAAGUCAGUUGGGCGUGGAAGCUCAGACCAAACCGGAUUUCACUGGUCCUCGUGAUUUUUGGAUGCAAAAACAUCAAGAACAUCGUCGGGAGUUCACGGAAGAACAGCUGCGCGCUGGUUCGACGGUAAUUGGCUUGCAGAUGGGUACAACCGCUGGUGCGAACGCUUCUGGUGUGAGUUUUGGUAGCAGGCGACAUAUCACUGAUAUGUUCUGA